AUGAGCGGCAUACACGGCAAGCUUCAGCAAACUGAACAGUCAAAUCGACAAAAUACUAGAAAUUUUCAACAUGUCCAAACCAAUUUUUUUAAACCCGAAUUUUAUAGUGGCGAACCAGACGAAUGUGUCAACGAAUUUAUUGAAAAUUAUAAUUUGAUAUCUGUGGCUAAUGAGUGGUCUGAUGAUAAAAAAAUAAUGUAUGUCCCAAUAUAUCUCAAAAAAAGCGCAAAGGCAUUCUAUCAAAAUUAUAUCAUAAAUAAUCCUACACCAACAUGGAGUCAUUUUGAACUAGCACUCAAGGAAUAUUUCAUUUCAGCGGGGAGGACCAGAAUGCUUAAAGCAAAAUUAACAAACAGAAAAUUAAAAUUAACCGAAACAGUUUCACAAUUUCUAGCGGAUUUCCAAUUAUUAGCCCAUAAAGUUAACCCUAAAAUGACGGACACGGAAAAAAUUGAUUUAAUAUUGGAAGCACUCCCACCCGAUUUUUAUAACCCAGUCGCAUUAAUGAAUAAUAAUACACACUCGGACUUACAAAAAAAUUUGCGUAAGGUAGAAUCAGCAAAAGCAACGGUAAAUGAACGAAAUAACACUCAUAAUUUUGAUGCUCUUAAAGCAGAAAUAGAAUCUUUAAAUCAAAAACUGGUAGAACAAAAUGCUUUUGUUGCUAAUCAAUUAUCAUAUAAUAAUAAUGGCUAUACAAAUAAUAAUCGCAAUAAUUUUAAAAGAUAUAAUUAUAAUAACAAUAAUAACAAUAAAUAUCAGAAUUAUAAUACAAAUAGAGAAAGAAACUUUAACGACUCAAAUAAUUUUAAGAAUAAUAAAUUUGAUAGAAAUAAUUAUUACCAGUCAAAUGAAAACGUUAAUGGUAAACAACAUUUUAAUAACAGGCAGUUCACGGGUAAUCAAAAUCGUAACACAGGUUUUAAAAAUAAUAAUAAUUUUCAACAACCACAUACCAUGAAUAAUGUUAAUAAAAGUAAAUUUUAUAAUUCACUACACCAAAGUUAUGAUAAUAAAAAGUUUAAUUGUUCAAAUCAGCAUUAUAAGCCAGAUAAUAAUAUGAAUAAUCAUAAUCAAUCAAAUCACUUACCCGAAAACACCAACCAAGGCCCUUACUCGGGUCAAAAUAAUGAUUCAUCGAAUAAAAAAACAUUUAAUAAUCAAAAAAACAUGUAA
This is a messenger RNA of Metopolophium dirhodum (rose-grain aphid), 1176 nucleotides long. Its product is annotated as GATA zinc finger domain-containing protein 14-like. The record is from RefSeq and is a predicted model, not a curated record. Lineage: Eukaryota; Metazoa; Arthropoda; Insecta; Hemiptera; Aphididae. The transcript has 2 exons. The coding region runs from base 1 to 1176 and encodes 391 amino acids.